UAGGAUUCGACUUUGCCAGAGGGAGGCCUUCGCAUACUAAUUUUGUGGGUGUUGCCUAGAUGGCAAUGGAGGUGUUGGGGUACUGAUUGCGAGAGUAGGUUGCAACGUAUGACGGCCAGACUUUGGAAUGCAACCACCAUGUCGAUGUUCGGUCUCAAUCAAAGAAUUCCAGUGGAGCAAUGACAUUCUAUCGUCCAGAUCUCCACAGCGAACUUUUGAGAUUAUGUAUGUUACAAUCUAGUGAAUACAAGUCACCCAAACUUCUCCUUGGAUCUGAGGUUGCGACUGUGGAUAUCAACAACGCGACCGUUGUUCUCACAAAUGGAUCGUCUAUUUCUGGCGACUUAGUUAUCGGAGCUGACGGAGAACGGUCACUCGUGAAAGCAGCAUUCAAAGAACUAGAUACAUUACGCCCAGCACCAUAUCGCAUUUUCCGCGCCAUCGUACCAACGGAAACUUUGGUCGAUAAUAAGAGGCAGUGGCCUGUGCUGUCUUUGACAACCUCGAAGUUUGCUAUUUUCCGGAAAGGGACAAGGAUUUUGAGCUGGUUUGAGGGAAGGGAUGGUUUCCUGCAAGACCUGGAAGCGGGUUAUAAUAUCUCUCUUGAUGAAGAUCAGGGCCCAGAAACAGAUCCAGUGAAAGUUAAGCAAAAGAUGCUCCACACCUUCUCGGACUACCAUCCCAGUAUACUUGCUGCUCUGCGAAAAGCAGAGCGAGUCUCCGACUGGCCAGUCUACUACUCUACUCCCCUCGCACACCUACACAAAGGGCGCGCUGUCCUCAUCGGCGACGCUGCGCACUCUAUGCUGCCCACUACCGGCCAGGGCGGCACGCAAUCUCUAGAAGACAUAUGCGCACUUGCGAUUUUCCUGCAUAGUGAUAGUUUGAAAGGGAAAAGAGAGAGACAGGUGGAGGAGAGGUUGGCAAUGUUUGAGGAAUUGAGAAAGGAGAGGAUGGCGAUUGUGCAGGCGGGUAGUGGGAUAAUGUUUGGUGAUGAGGAGAGGUUGGAGAAAACGAAAUGGGGACAGGUGCUUAAAAGGGCGGGAAUUAGAGAUGGGGAAGGGCAUUUGAGGUUUUUGUAUCAGUAUGAUAUUUUUGAAGAGAGUCGGAAGGCGUUGGAGGAAGGGAUGCGGGCCAAGGCUCGUCUAUAGUGUUACGUUGAGCUGGAUCAAGGACAACAGCAUCCAAAUGAUCAAUCAUUGAUCUCGCGAGAAUACAUGGAUCCAGUGAUGGGGGUUCAUCCAACCAUUUUGCUAGCCCUGGAGCCAAGUCCCGUCGUCCGAUGCUCCCCGGAUUCUGUGCCACGUUAGGCUGCGGCUCUCACGAAGUAGCGCACGCUAUGGAAAGCUUCGCCUCGGUCUACAAUUUCUUGUCCCGAAGAAGCGCUUAAGUUUACGGAGUAUUUAUGCUUGUUGUUUCAUUGGAGAAACUCUAAACUAUUUCCAGCUGGCUACACCUCGGAUCGCAAGGUCGCCACGCGUCUCGCUGGCGUGGGGUAUCCACUGAAACGACGACCCGUCAAAGCGACGACGUAC
Molecule: messenger RNA, 1535 nt
Organism: Hyaloscypha bicolor E
Lineage: Eukaryota; Fungi; Ascomycota; Leotiomycetes; Helotiales; Hyaloscyphaceae
Product: FAD/NAD(P)-binding domain-containing protein
Exons: 8
Coding region: 180-1151 (323 amino acids)
Molecular function (GO): monooxygenase activity; FAD binding
Source: RefSeq, a predicted model, not a curated record